AAACAAGUGAAAGCGAGGCAGAGGGGAGGCCUUGUCUUGAGAGAUCUCUGCUCCUCCAGCACAGGCAGCGUGAUGUCAGCGGUGGCAGUGCUGUAGUAAUUGCCUUGGUGGGGUGAUGGCGUCAUUUCAUGCCCUGCUGUAGCCUCCUGCUCGGAUAGCGAAGGCGACACGGACCUUUAGCCGACGCGACCGUGGCUCCCUUGGCCGGGAUCGAGCACCGCCGAGCCGGACACUUGACGCCGGGAAACAUGGAGGCUGUGGCCGAGGAGCUGCGGGCCGGCUCCCGGGUACCUGUCACUAUCGAUCAAAUAGUUAACGAUACACUGGUGGUGACGCUGACCUACCGAGAGAGGAGCUACACGGGGAUACUACUUGACUGUGAUAAAAAGACCGGGCUAUUCUGUCUACCAGAUUUCACAGCAAAACCCGGGGACUGCCCGAUACCUACACCGGUUUGUCAAGAAGUCCCAGAAGUUCUGAGUGAGGAGCCGGUUUCCAAAUCUCCCAGCCAGGCUUCGCACAGACCAAAGGAUGAGAACACUCUCCCAGAAAGCGGCACACCUGCUGCUCCUCUUCCCUGCCCUGUACCCACACCGGUGCCAGCUGGAGAGACUCCUUACCCUCCUUAUUUUGAAGGAGCCCCCUUCCCUCCACCCUUAUGGGUGCGCCACAGCUACAGCCAAUGGGUACCUCAGCCCCCUCCGCGACCAAUCAAGAGGAAGAAGAGGCGAACGCGAGAGCCCGGCCGCAUGACCAUGAGUACUAUCCGUCUGCGCCCGCGCCAGGUACUAUGUGAAAAAUGCAAGAACACACUGAACAGUGACGAGGACAGCAAAGAUGGCAUGAGCAACACUUCUAAGACUUCUAGAAAAGAGAAUUCACUACAAAGCGAUGACGACGGCGAGGACAAGGAUGCCCCCUCCAAGCUGUUGAGAAAAGAGGAUGUGGUUGCAGCCAAGGACGCUAAGAGACGUGAAAGUGGCACCAGCCUUGACAACAAGCGCCUCAGGAAGGAUAAAAGGGGGGACGUUGAAGGGGAGAAAUUCCCUGGAGGAGAAAUCAUCCCCCACAGUCCUGUCAUAAAGAUCUCCUACAGCACUCCACAGGGCAAGGGGGAGGUCAUGAAGAUCCCCGCGAGAGUCCACGGUUCAGUCAAGCCAUUCUGCCCCAAACAACUGGUGCAGAACGGCGUGGGAGAGAACGGCAAGACGCCCUCCGAUCCCACCAAGGAGCAACGGCACAUUUUAGAUGCCACAAGGUCCGGCCUCACCGUGUCCAUUCCCAAACUCAAACUUACCAGGCCUUUUACAACCGUAGGUCAGGACUUGCCCUCUCCAAAGAUCCACUUGAGACCCCCUCAGAGGGAGGGUGAGGAGAGUGUGGUCGAGUACGAGGCAGAACUUGUAGGAGGCACCAGGCGACAAAGCCCCAGGGUGCCCGGUCCGUGUCUCCCCCACUCCGAAGACUCAGGGGAAGGUAAAAACUCUCUGGAGUUGUGGUCGGGGAGUUCGGGAGAGGAGGUGGAGCGCGGCCACAGCGACCUCACUCUUCUCAUCAACUUCCGGAAGCGCAAAGCGGAUUCGUCUAGCCUGUCAGUCUGCAGCAGCGACAGCCUAGACGAGUCCAAGUCCUUCAGCUCGGACGGCACCUCACCAGAGCUUUGCGACCUGGCCCCAGGCGAAGACCUGUCUGUGACCUCGUCUUCCGUACCGUCACGGGAGGACUGCAAGACGGUGCCGCCGCUUACGGUGCGGCUCCACACCCGCAGCAUGACCAAGUGCGUGACAGAGGAGGGUCACGCCGUGGCGGUGGGCGACAUUGUAUGGGGGAAGAUCCACGGCUUCCCCUGGUGGCCGGCACGCGUCCUCAGCAUCAGCGGCACCCGCAAGCAGGAGACGGCCACUUGCGAGGCCCAGUGGCCCCAGGCGAAGGUGGCGUGGUUCGGCUCACCCACCACCUCCCAGCUCUCCGUUGCCAAACUGUCACCCUUCAGGGAGCUCUUCAGGUCCCGCUUCAACCGCAAGAAGAAAGGGAUGUACCGGAGGGCCAUUCUGGAGGCGGCCAAGGCCGUGGGCCACAUGGGCCCAGAGAUUACGUCGCUGCUUUCCCACGGUGACACGUAGAAGCUGAGGACCGAAGAGAGGUCUCCCGAGUUUUUUUUCUUUUCUUUUUUUUCUGAAUUCUCAGACUGUAUCAUCAAAACCCAGGAGGGAGUACGUGCGGUUGCCACGGCUACUAUUUAUGUGCCGUUUUAUUUUUUUUUCACAAGGCUGGUUGAUAAAUAGCCGCCAAGGUGGAGUGUUGUUGAGACUGGAUAAGGGAGCAAAAAAGAAAACGGGCAGGCAUCUCAUGGUCUACUAUGAACUAAACUAUUCCUGCUAUUUGUUUUUUUUUCUAGAUUUAAUCAUAUUUCAAUAGAGCCGAAUAACGACACUACAAGGACCCAAAUGUAUUUAUUAUCUGUUACUGUUUAUUAUGAUCCACCUUUCUACUACGACACAAAUCCUCCCGGUCUGCUGCUGUCAUCACCGCGGUCCUCGCUGUUGGUGCGAGGUCCAGGCCCCCGUCCGGCCGGAGGAAGCAGGUGGCAUCUUCAAAGGAAUAACUCCCCCCUUUCUCUCACACUUGGACAUGAGCCGUUCUACCGCGGUUUUAAAAGUCUUACCCCAAAUCCUCUUACUUCUGAAAAUGUGAGCGGCUCCAUCCAGAGACAGUAGUGACUGUUCCAGCUCCCCUUAGCGAUCAGUGCUCCAUCCUCGUAGCCUUCGGCGACACUAGUUGGAUCCGUGGAUGUAUUUAUACUGAACUCUGUUCCUCUCCAGAAUCAUGUUGCGUCUCUCUUCCAUUUCAUUUUUUGAAUUUCACGUCCGCAAAGUUUCCUCCCUCUAACUCUUUAUUUUUCCUGAGAACCAUUUUUUUUUUUUUCAUCACUUUAAUUAUUUAAAGCUUCACGUUUAAGAAGAAAAAAAACAGCACUUUAUCUGUACCUUUGGUGGCCUGCUGUAAGCUCACUGUCUUAGACACUAUUUGGAGAUUACGGCCCUGAUAGGCAGCAGGGGAGCUCAGAAGUCUUUGUGGUUGACUAUCCAUGGCCUUGGAGAUACAAAAAAAACAAAAGACUUCUUUUAUUUUUUUUUACAUUUUAUUUUAUUGUACGAAUUUUGGGACACCAGACACGGAUGGUUGUGUACACUGUAUUCUCGCAUUCUACUUGGGGUGCGUUUCUCUCUCAGUUUAUCUACCACACACACACACACACUACAAAAAUCCACGUUGAACAUUUCCACUGGAGAAAUCAUGGGUGAACAAAUGUGCCCCCUAUGCAUUAUCAGUUAAAGCUUUAUGAGUGACGUUGGGAGAAGAAAAAAAAAUAAUAAUACCAUGCUGUAAGAAUACUGUGAAUUCAACUUGCUGAAGUGUUGCUGAAGAAAAGCUCGCUACUAGUCGGAACCUGCAGUUAUUGAGUCAUCUGGUAUAAAGCAGACUGACCUUUAGUGACCUUUUGGGUUGAAAGCAGCACUGUUGGAGUAAGGGGGGAGGGGGGCCAGCGAAGUCGAGAACAGCUCGGUCUGUAUUUAAUUAAAAAAAAAAAAAAAAAAUACUGACGCUCGCGCACGGUCACCCUCAGCAAACCAGCCCGUCUCCCUUCCACCUGUCUGGGAACACUUUGUUCCAAUCGAGGCUGGAAACUAGCCCAGUGAUUGUCAAUGAGAGCAGUGUGUUGGUAGUGGAGGGGGGGGGGGGGGGGAGCAGGUAACGCACUCCUCCCAUUUCGAUAAUCUGCGGUUUGACUGUUUGCUGUCGAGCCCCGGCUAGUUUCCAGGCAGCCUUACGCAACCAGGAGUGGGAGAGCCUCAAUGUAUGUAUGCCUCAGAGGGGAAAAGGCCCGUCAGGGGAUUUUCCCACGUAUGAGCAACAUGGCUGUCUACUGUUGCCCACGUUGGUCAAUGUUAUUGCCUACUUUUUUUGUUGUUUUCUUUUUUUACAUGUACUGUACAUAAAAUAAAAUAUAAAGCAAUA
Molecule: messenger RNA, 4020 nt
Organism: Anoplopoma fimbria (sablefish)
Lineage: Eukaryota; Metazoa; Chordata; Actinopteri; Perciformes; Anoplopomatidae
Gene: pwwp2b
Product: PWWP domain containing 2B
Exons: 3
Coding region: 249-2123 (624 amino acids)
Cellular component (GO): nucleus; nucleoplasm
Source: RefSeq, a predicted model, not a curated record